GGAUUUUUCCUUCAUUUUCCCGGGAAAUCUCUCUUCUUUCCCAUGUAGAAGCAGGUCUUUUCCGCAACGGAAGGGCUAAAGAGAUGAUCAUGGAUAAGGAAACGGAACAAACCCUAAAUAUCCUACCUUUGGACCAGAGCGAUCCCUUUGGAAACGGCAACGACCCAAUGAUCGGUGAUUUCAUCGGAAGAUUCUGCGACACGAGAGAGAUAUCGCCAUUGGCACUACAAUCUUUCUCCAUGAAUUCCCAGAUCUCCGCGAAUUUCCCGAUUUCUGGAGGAAUCCAAUUUCCGUAUCCAGGGAACUUCGGAUCCGAUCGGGCAUAUGCGGUUCUUCGGUCUCAGUCAACAGCACAAGAGAGCAACACGAGCUCCUUGUUGGAUCCAGAUUCAGGUUCUGCAUCUGGUCGAGCUCAAGCCACAGUUUCGAAUUCCAGGAAGAGAAAAUAUGUCCCCACUGCAAAUGGCAAGGAAUCACCAGCUUCAUCGUCUCUGACAGCUUCCAAUUCCAAGAUUUCGGAAGAGAAUGCCGCAUCAGUGGCUGCUAAAAGAAGCAAGCAGGAAGAAGCUGUUAGCGGUAAAGAUGAGAGCGAGAAGAAAGAUAACAAAGACGGGAAUAAGGACAAUGCAAAGCCACCCGAGCCAGUGAAAGAUUACAUACAUGUUAGGGCGAGAAGGGGUCAGGCAACUGAUAGCCACAGUCUAGCGGAAAGGGCAAGAAGGGAAAAGAUUAGUGAGAGGAUGAAGUUUCUUCAGGAUCUGGUUCCGGGCUGCAACAGAAUCACUGGGAAAGCAGUUAUGCUUGAUGAAAUCAUAAAUUACGUGCAGUCGUUGCAGAGACAAGUCGAGUUCUUGUCCAUGAAAUUAGCUACUUUGAACCCAGGAAUGGAGUUCAAUGCAAAUGCUCUUUUAUCUGCAGAGAUGUUUCAGCCGGGCGAGCCCUUAUUACCGCAGAGUCUUUACCCAUUAGUUUGCGCAGAGCCAAGACUUCCAUCAGGGUAUCUUUCCCUUGGCAAGAGGAGCAUACCCAGAUUCUCCGAGAUGCAAUUCUCAUCACACGCUUCGAGCAUUUCAUCACUGCCCUCCAGCGAUGGAUUUGUUCAAUCCGAGGCACCCGAGUUCUGGGAAAACGAUCUGCAAAGCAUUGUUGGGAUGGGGUUUGUAGAUAACCAGCAGCAACACAGCAUCAUGAGCUGUUCAGAGCCAGCUGUUCAGAUGAAGAUUGAGCCUUAAGCUGAUCAAAGACUCUUUGAUGUCUCUGUACAUAGAAAACAAGAAAUGCUGGUACAGAGUGAACAUAUAUUCUUCUGGAAUCUGAAUUAAUGUUACUCAUUCCCAGAUUUUGUUUUCUUUGUUCUAUAUAUCUAUAUAUUGAUUUCUAUUGAAAACAUCACAUUCUGUAAUAAAAAAAAAACAGAACUUGUGGACAUAACAGUUGUAUUUGAGUUACAACCUGCAUUGUGUACGGCUUACCUCUCAAGAAAGACAUCAACUUUGCUCUCA
Tarenaya hassleriana is the source of this 1502-nucleotide messenger RNA. Its product is annotated as transcription factor bHLH77-like. Gene Ontology annotation, molecular function: DNA-binding transcription factor activity; protein dimerization activity. The transcript is spliced from 8 exons. The record is from RefSeq and is a predicted model, not a curated record. NCBI's taxonomy places the organism in Eukaryota, Viridiplantae, Streptophyta, Magnoliopsida, Brassicales, Cleomaceae. The coding region runs from base 84 to 1232 and encodes 382 amino acids. Gene Ontology annotation, cellular component: nucleus. Gene Ontology annotation, biological process: regulation of DNA-templated transcription.